Zootermopsis nevadensis is the source of this 3088-nucleotide messenger RNA. RefSeq lists its product as uncharacterized. Lineage: Eukaryota; Metazoa; Arthropoda; Insecta; Blattodea; Termopsidae. Gene Ontology annotation, molecular function: protein binding. The record is from RefSeq and is a predicted model, not a curated record. Gene Ontology annotation, cellular component: signaling receptor complex; plasma membrane.
UACCACCAGCCCAAAUUAUGAAGUACCUCAUCUCAUAACACGUUUAUUUGAGACACUUCUUCAUGUCCUCAGAUUACAGAUGGAGACUACCCGAAGAUUUGAGGGUAGCUUCAAAUAUAUUGGUAUUUGCAGACAAGGGUUUGGUUGUGCGUAACAGUUUACAAAAAGAAGUCACUGACCUUCUAAAUACAUAACAAUUUGCCAAUAUAUAUGUUGGAGGAUCGUAUUAAUAUGGAUCAUACAGAAAGAAGGUGUGGCAGUAUUGAACCUUCAAGUUCCAUAAAAGAUGGGGAAUUCCUUAGCUAGCUCAAUGACUCUCAGCUUCUGCUCCGUAGAAUUCAGAAGUAUUGUAUAUCUUGAAGCCUGUAAGAUAAGUCUCCCAGAAUGCAAUCUGGUCAUUGUUCCUUUUGGUUGACCUUGGCUGUUGAUUGGAUUUCUUUUGUAGCUUCAGAGUCUAUGAGGAGGAACAGUUUUUUUAUUCACACUUCUUCAUCUCAGACUGAGUAGCUGCCAGUCUAUUGUUCUUACAGUAUAUCAACUGGGUGACCAGAAAAAUGAUUUACCACCUCACUGUGCAAAGUAUGAACACGAGUGAUUUUGUUGUCAUUCAUUUAAUUUUGUAUGUGCGUAAGGUUUGUUUGAACUUAGAUUGUAUAAUGCACUACUGUGGAGUUAUGUUUGAAUUAGAUGGAAAGAUAAUCAUAAAUGGUAAGUAGGCAGGGGUAUGGAAGGAGAGAGAAAGCAUUCAGAUUUGUCUUGCUCGUUGCUGCCCUAUGAGUCUGAUUUGCCGAUUUGUUCAGUGUCAUGUAGUGAGCCCUUUGAAGAGUGUUAAGAGAAAAUUCUGGCUUUCAUGUAUAGAAAGUGGUCAUAAACAUAGAAUCUCUUUAACUAGUACUGGGUACAGAACGAGAGUAAACGUAAUGUGGAAGGUACAGUUACACAAUAGUCUUCAGCUAGGUGUGAUGGGAGGCAAUAUGGAAAUUGUGUUGGUGCAUAAUUUUAAAGUUAUGUUUCUCAUGCAGUACUAAAUUAUUAACUGAUGACAAUAUGGGGUCAUAUUUUAUAAUGUUAUAAUAUUACUUUUUAAUCAUCCUGUAUUUUAGGCCUGCAGUGUAUCAAUGGAAGGUUCUGUAAGCACCACACUUUGUGAGCGUUCCAAGUGGAUGCUACAGCACUACACUGUCAGGUAUUAGUGCUCUCUGUGGUUUCAUAUUAACAAACAAGGUAAGGAACUUACACUGUAUUAUCCAGUGUACAAAAUUAGAAAGCGAGAUUUUACAGCAUAACGCCCAUUCUAAAUUUCAUCUAAAUCUGUCAAGUGAUUCUCAAGUUGAAUCAUGAUUAGUGCUGUAUGUGCUCAUUUUAUGCACAUAACACAUAAUAAUAAUGAUAAGCAGUGAUUGUCACCAUGGCACAUUACAAUAUGGUUUGUUGCAUUUGGUGCCUUCAGUUUGGGCUGUGAUGAUGUGUCUUCUGCUCACCUUUGCAUGGCUGUUGAAUUCAUUCCUGAUGUAUGGACACCCACAGAGUGGAUUCUGUUAGUCACGGUGAGAGUAUGAUCGUGAAAAUGGUGGUCAUGGUGGUUGGUUCUCAAAGUUUUGUGUUUGCCAGAAGUGAACGCUUCAAUCUGUGAGCAGUAAAAUGUGGUUUCUGACAUUAGUGUCUUCUUACUUGUAGUGUUGACAAUUCUUGAUCUUCUUUGGACCUUUUAAGUGUCUGGUUUGUUCCACUCAGCUGUUUGUUGAGUCUUUAAGAGGUAAGUAUGACUUCCUUUCUCUUAUAAUUUAACUUGUGCAAAGUACAUUCCCCCUCCCAGUAGACAUACUUUUAUGUACUGUCAGAUAAUUUUCUUUUCUUUCAGCAAGGAACACUGCGACAUGCUAGGAACCAACAAAGAAAAUUAUAUGCCAAAAAUGCCAGUAGCAGCCAUUUUCCUCUGCAUUCUGCAAGUUGCAACUUUGGUCGACUCUUCACCUCUUCCUCAUGGUAGUCGCAGUAUGAAGAAUGAACAGCAGACAGACGUGUCCACAGGGCUGUUUCAGCGAGAAACACCAUACUUGAUUGUUCCACUGGCUUCUGUACCACUUUGGUUUCCUAGAAGCUUUCUUCUACCGUAUAAUCUCAACCACAAUAUCAGUUUAUCACCAAGGCAACAAUUUGAACCAUUAGCAAGAAACAAGCUCUGGAGAACACUGAGGGGUUCACAGACGGUCGUGUGUUAUGGAGAUGAUGGACGUCCAUUUGAUGGGUUCCCUUGUGAAGAUAAUGUUUGUGUACCUCUGCACUGGGUGUGUGAUGGGGACGCUGACUGUAAAGGAGGUGAUGAUGAGGCACAGUGUGUUAGCUGUGGAAGGGAUGAACUGUACUGCAGAAUGCGAGGUGUCACAACUUGUCUCUCCCCAGAGUUGCUGUGUGAUGGCCGAAGAGACUGCCUCGAUGGGUCAGAUGAGGAUCCAGACAGAUGUCACUCGUCAUGUGAAUUCCGCUGUCAUGAAGGCGGUGACUGCGUAGCGUAUAGUUUAGUGUGUGAUGAGGAUCACGAUUGUAUUGAUGGGUCUGAUGAGAUUGACUGUGAUCACCACUCACCACACAAUGAUUGUGACCCCAAAUUCGAAUUCCAGUGCUACAAUUCAUUGGAUGAAGAUGAAUGGCCGCACUGUGUUCCAAGAGCAUGGCUGUGUGACAACCAUGAUGACUGUCCUCACGGAGAGGAUGAAUACGUCGAUUCAUGCAGCAGGAAAUAGACGUCUUAAAUAGUAUUGCGGACAGUCGUCAGUCAAGAGUGGCUUAUAAAGAAUAUAUAUUUUUUUGCAUAAAUUCCCUCUUUGUUUAAUAUCACCACUGCAAGCUGUUUGCAGGAAAUAACCCCCUUUACCGACAUGUUAGAAGGUAAGGGAACAACCUGUAAUAACAAAAUAUGAAAUGAAUGCUGAUAAGUGUUUACUAGGAAGUAAAAGAUAUUGAGUGUAAUGGGCUUAUAUAUGUAAUUUCCUAUCAGUAUCAGUGUGUAAUAUCUUUAUCCAGUAACUGGUAUCAUGUCAUCUAAUGAAUGCUUCUUAUAAAUUAUAAAUAUGAUUAUUUAAAAGAA